UUCCAGGCAUCAAACACUCAACCAAUCUAAAUCUCAAUCUAAAUCGAUUAAAAAAAUUAACAGCAAAGAAAUUUCUGUAGAGAGAAAAAAAUGUCAGGAAGAGGAAAAGGAGGAAAGGGUUUGGGAAAGGGAGGAGCAAAGAGGCACAGGAAGGUGUUGAGAGAUAAUAUCCAGGGAAUCACUAAACCAGCUAUCAGAAGAUUAGCAAGAAGAGGUGGUGUUAAGCGUAUCAGUGGUUUGAUUUAUGAAGAGACUCGUGGUGUUCUUAAGAUCUUCUUGGAGAAUGUCAUUCGUGAUGCUGUUACCUACACUGAACAUGCCAGGAGAAAGACUGUCACUGCUAUGGAUGUCGUCUAUGCUCUCAAGAGACAGGGAAGAACUCUCUACGGAUUUGGGGGUUAGGGUUUACUUUUCUCCAUCUUGUAAAGAAUGUUGAGACUAGGGUUUCAAUUUGCUGUUCUUUUUAGUUUCACAUGUACCUGGAAAUCAAUUAGAUGAAUGUGAAAUGUUUUUAAUAUCAAUGAAAAUCAGUAAUCAACUCGUUUCUGUUUCA
Molecule: messenger RNA, 553 nt
Organism: Papaver somniferum (opium poppy)
Lineage: Eukaryota; Viridiplantae; Streptophyta; Magnoliopsida; Ranunculales; Papaveraceae
Product: histone H4
Exons: 1
Coding region: 91-402 (103 amino acids)
Biological process (GO): nucleosome assembly
Cellular component (GO): nucleosome
Molecular function (GO): protein heterodimerization activity; structural constituent of chromatin; DNA binding
Source: RefSeq, a predicted model, not a curated record